Harmonia axyridis is the source of this 4583-nucleotide messenger RNA. RefSeq names its product E3 ubiquitin-protein ligase AMFR-like. The record is from RefSeq and is a predicted model, not a curated record. Gene Ontology annotation, molecular function: ubiquitin binding; ubiquitin protein ligase activity. The transcript is spliced from 9 exons. Lineage: Eukaryota; Metazoa; Arthropoda; Insecta; Coleoptera; Coccinellidae. Gene Ontology annotation, biological process: endoplasmic reticulum unfolded protein response; protein K48-linked ubiquitination; ubiquitin-dependent protein catabolic process. Bases 197 to 2002 code for a protein of 601 amino acids. Gene Ontology annotation, cellular component: ubiquitin ligase complex; endoplasmic reticulum; cytosol.
AUCUUCGAUCAGUUUGUAUUAUGACGUUGGGAGAGUGUAGUCUAUUAGCGACGAAUCAAGUUGACAACGCUCGUGUCAAGUCUUUCUAUAUGAAUGUUAGGUAAAUACAUGAAUUAAAAAGUUGAAACCACCGAUCCCUUCACAUCAUACUUGUAUUCGUGUUUUAUUAAUAUCGUGAAAAACGGCAGAGUUCAUAAUGCCAAUUGCUAUUUUGGACAGAAUUCCUUUUCCAAAUUUGAGGGCCUAUACCGCUGGAAGUGUUUUAGCCCUUUCGGCAUGUUUAUAUUAUGCAAUGCAGACUAUAGAAGAUCCCAAUUGGGAUAGUGCCCCUAGUGAUAUCGGCAAUAUUGCUCAAAAUGGUUUGAAUACAACGAAUUCUUCUGAAGCCGAUGGUAGGACGAUGAGGAAAUAUAUGGGAGAUAUUUUCAUUGUAUUGGUUCGAGAGCCUAUAUGUGUUUGGACCAUGAUCAAUAUGGCGUUCUGCUGGUUGAUAUUGAUCGGAACAGCCAUCCAGAAGCUGGUGUUCGGCGAGCUCCGGGUGUCGGAGCAACAGCAUCUGAAGGAUAAAUUCUGGAACUUCAUUUUUUACAAGUUCAUCUUCGUUUUCGGCAUCAUAAACGUCCAGUACAUCGACGAGGUUCUGCUGUGGUGCUCUUGGUUCUCUAUGCUCGGAUUCCUCCAUCUGCUAUCGCAGCUUAGUAACGACCGAUUCGAAUAUCUAUCAUUUUCUCCAACUACGCCUGUAUGGAGUCAUGCCAAAUUGUUGGCGUUAUUGGGGGUGAUAUUUGCCCUAUCUGGAUUCAUGUUACUAGUAGCCGUGUUCGUGGGAUUUUUUGGAGGCAUCAACACUUUUGCAUUCAUGUCCGCAGAGGUAGUUUUACUCAGUGUGAGGACUCUUCAUAUCAUCAUCAAGUAUGCUCUCCAUCUCUAUGAUAUGCGCCACGAAAGUGCAGUUCCAAUGGUGCCAAAUGAAGAGAACAAAGUUUGGGAACGAAGAGGUCCAAUUAUUUACUACAUAGAACUGAGUUUUGAAAUGAUCGCGCUAGUCAUUGAUUUUAUUCACCAUUUACACAUGUUGAUAUGGAGCAAUAUCUUCUUGUCUAUGGCAAGUCUUGUUAUUUGUAUGCAGAUGAGGUAUUUGUUCCAAGAAAUCAAGAGGAAAUACAAGAAGCACAGGAACUAUUUAUGGGUUAGAAACCAUCUUGAACUUAACUAUCCCAUGGCCACUUCCGACGAGUUGAGCGAAAAUUCUGAUAACUGUGCAGUUUGUUGGGAGAAAAUGGAAAGUGCCAGAAAACUUCCCUGUAGCCAUCUAUUCCACAACACUUGUCUCUUAUCAUGGUUGGAACAAGAUACGACUUGUCCAACUUGUCGUCUGUCGUUGAACAUACAAAACCCAUCAGUUGCAAGGACAGAAUCCCCUGAUCUGCAAAUAGAUCCGCCCCAAAUUGUAAGAAGACAGUUGAAUCACUUCUUUCAUUUCGAUGGUUCAAGAUAUGUGGCUUGGUUACCAAGUUUUUCUGUGGAAGUGAGUCAUGCUCAGGUGGUAAGGCAAGAAACGUUGGCUUCUAAUUCUCAACUGGAUGCUAUGGCAAGACAAGUUCAAGAAUUAUUUCCGAAUAUUCCCUUAUCUGCUAUAACUGAUGAUUUGAGAAGUACAAGAUCAGUGGAACAAACAGUGGAAAAUGUUCUCGAGGGAAGACUUGUAGCUCCCCCUAUCUUCAGGGAACCUGAAACAUCUGUUAGAAGACCUACGCCAAUGCUACAUCCCUCGACUGCUUUUACCAGUGAAGAUAUCAGCACAAAAAACUGGGACGAAUACAACACAGAAACAGUUGAGACUGAAGACACAUUGAAUUUAGGGAGUAGAUUCUCCAAGUCGUCGCAAGAGAGAGAAAAAAUACUACAAAAACGCAAGGAAAACUUUAUUCAUAGGGCAAGAAAGAGGUAUAUUGAAAAACAUAGGGCUAACUUAAAUCCUCAUGCAGAUUUGCAAAGUUGAAUUGCACAAUUUCGAUUUCUAUAAGGAGACUUCGUUGAAUUGAAAGUGUAUGAAGAUAUGAAAAGAAAAUUUAAAGUUGUUUUCAAAGGAUGAGUAUUUAUUUGAAUGGACUAGGGAUUAUUAUUUUUCCCUUCUUUAUACAAAAAUGGCAGCUGGAAAAAAGAAAUGUUGUAGCUGUGAUCUCAAGAAAAUUAUACCUCUUUUAUUUUCUAUUUUUUUUUUUGUUAUUCUUCAAAAGUAUUCAGUUGGGGUUUUAGAUGAAAUAAUUCUGAUUAAAUCGAACUACCAUGGACUUGGAAAUAUUAUUGUAUAUUCAUGUGGGGGGUUUUAUAGAAUAAACUUAUUAUUAUGAUUUCCAAUUAUCAUGUUUUAAAUCUUCUCUAUAUAACUUAUAUCUCAUUUCAUCUCAAAUCAUAUCUGAAGUUGUGAUUGCAAGAUUUUUCUGAUUUUGAAUAACCUCUUGAAAUAAUAAUUUAUUAUCAUAUUUACCAUUGCAGUACGAGUUAUUUGAUCUGUAUACCUCUUAUCUAUGUUUUUAAUUUUUGAAAAAAUUAAACAAUUUCAAUUGGGGAGCCAUAAGAUACAAAUUCAAUUUAUUAUCACUUCAUCAUAAACUUUAGCUUUAAAUUCAUAUCAUUCUUUUAUUUUGGAAACUGUAUCAUGAAUGAAUAAAUUUUCAACAGGAAGCUAUUUUUGUAAUGAUAAUAUAACUUCAGUUUCAACUAAAUUAAGCUAUUAUGAUGAGGUGUGUUCAGAUAAAACACUUGCACUGUAAAUUACUUCAAAAUUCAUUUCUUGGAUAACUUGCCGAUAAGGCAAUUUUCUAGAAUGUUGGAUGCUUUGAAAUUAUAUUUUUCAUUACAAGUUAGAGAAUACAAGUCAAGAUUCAAUGUGUUGAAAGUGGUCAUCAAAACUCAAUGACUGAAUAAGAGGGCCACCUUCUACCUUUGUUUAUUUUUAUACGCUAAUGAGAGUAAAUAGGCUGUGUAAAGUGGGAUGUCAUAAACUGAGUUCCUGAAGAACAAUUGUUAUAUUUUUUCACCAUAGUAAUUAUUAACAUCUUGACAUAGCUUAUUUGAUCGAUUCAGUUUUAAAAACAUUUGAUGCAUUUAAAUUAAAAACUGUCACAUUAUAAGACUUAUUUAUUGUCAGAGUAUUUAUUCUGAGGUGUUUUUUUUUUGUCAGAAGGUAGAAUUCAUCAAGAUGAAUUACAUACUUCAACAAAUAUUGCUCAUAUAAAAUAUGCAACUUGGAGAUGAUAUCAGUUGUUUCCGGCUUUUUAAAUUUUUUUGACUGAAAUCAUCAAAUAGUUCAGUGUUUAUCAAACAGUUCAUGCAACUGUUGCUUGACUAAAAUAAAUAACUGCGAUUUAUUUCCUUAGGAUCAUUUGAAAUCUUUAGGAUAUCGCAAAGAACAGAUGAAAACUGUUUUAGAAUUGAAUCAUCACAUUUAAAGUGCCUAUGGAGUUAUUCUUGGACAAACUGAUUUUUUUUGUUGUUGUUUGUAUUCACAUGUUAUAACAUUGGAAAAAACUGUGCGCACAUCAAACUAAUGGAUAACACUUCGAACAACUCUGCGAAUAAUACAAUUUGGAUAAAUUUUAUUGGUGAGCUUGUGAAUUUUCUUAUGACUAUUUUGAAAGGUUUAUCUUUUUAUCGCGAGAUAGGUAUACAUGUUCUCUCAAUUUUAAUUUGAUUUCAGGUGGAGUUCCGGUCAAAAUAACACACAAUUUAGGGUUUAUUUUAUCAAUGAUUUUAUCAUCUUUGUCAUUUUGCAUAUUUUAUAUCGGCAAUUUUUUGUGAAGUAGUUCAUUUCCCACCUUCUAAGAAAAGUGUUUUCGAAAACACCCUGUACAAAUAUUGUAACAUAAUCCAUCCAGCAGAAUAUAAUUCUUCAUUUGUUUAAGCUGAAACUAUAUCAAAUCAAGUUGCUUAAGUGUAAUGUUUUUUGUAAGGUGAGACUUAGUCAAACACAACUGUUAACAUUCAAAACCUUUUUUUCUAUAAUUCAUAAUGUUGAAAUGCAUGAAUGUAGUUUUCUAGUAAUUAUGAACAUCUACUGACUAUUCGAUUGUUCAGAAGAAAGAUAAAUGCUUUUCGAAGUGUUAUGACUGAGAAAACUGUUUUAUAUUAUGACCAUCGUCCAUUGCUUGAAAUGACAUGCAUUUUAAGUGUAGAAUUCGACUGAAUGUAAUUUAUUUAAGGAUUCUAUCCUGAAUUGGAUGUUACUAGGUGCUGCAAAGUAUAGUAAGUUAUAUGAAAUUCAAAAUGAAAAACGUAAUUUGGCGCAAAAACAGUUUCAUAUGUUUAGGUACUUAAUAACAAUGAAAAAUAAUUGCAUAAUUCAGUAUAUCUUCAUUUAAUUCACGUAUCUAUCACUGGAUCAACUAUUUUGACUGAGCAAGUUUAGAAUUUAUUGAAGAUAGUAAUAUGUAAUUGCCAUGCAACUAAUAGUGAGCCAGAUAUUUGAGGCGUAAGUUUUGUAUUUCUUACACAUACUUACUUCACUGUACUUAUGUAUUUUAGCAGUCUUUAUUCUAGUUCAAUUAUUGUAUUACUGUAAUAAAUUGUUUAGAAGUUUA